CGAAAUUAAUCAAAGGAGAAAGGGUUAAUUACUAACAACGUUAACCAAUUCAAUUACCCUCUUCUCUCUUUCACUGUCCUUUUUUCCUUAAGUCUGAGGCAGAGGAAAACUUAUCCCUCUGCCUUAGACCAAAAAUGGCGUUCCAAGAUUUCGAUCUUGUAUCAGAAAGGAGAAAAAGCGCCGCGAAACUGCACCUCAGGAAGAAGAUUUUGGUCGGUGUAACUUCUGUCAUUCUCCUUGCAUGUGUUAUAGCAGCAGCAACAUUUGUUAUUGUCAAAAGGUCAGGACCAGAAGAUGAGAAACCCGUUCCAACUGCAGCAUCUGAAGCCGCACGCGUCGAUAAAUACUCGAGGCUUGUGAAAAUGUUGUGCAGCAGUUCAGAAUACAAGGAUAAAUGUGAAACCACACUCACUGAGGCAUUGAAAAAAGAUCCUAAAUUGUCAGAGCCAAAGGAUCUUUUAUUGGUUUCCAUGAUAAUUGCUGAUAAUGAGAUCAACAAAGCCUUCAACGAAACAGCAAACAUGAAAUUUGCUUCCGACGAAGAAAAGGGAGCUUAUGACGAUUGUAAACAGUUGUUUCAGGAUGCUAAAGAAGAAAUGGGAUUCUCAAUCACUGAAGUUGGUAAUGUUGAUGUUGGCAAAAUUUCUUCAAAAGCACCUGAAUUGAACAAUUGGCUUAGUGCUGUUAUGUCCUACCAACAAACUUGCAUUGAUGGUUUCCCUGAGGGUGAAUUGAAGGAAAAAUUGGAGAAGAUGUUUGUUGAAUCAAGAGAACUUGUCAGCAAUUCACUUGCUGUUGUUUCACAGAUUUCUUCAAUCGUUAAUGCUUUCCAAGGUGGAUUCUCUGGAUUCAAAUUACCUUGGGAUAAAACCGAUGCACCUGCUCCCACUCCUGUUGUUCCUGGUGCACCUGCUGCCGAUGUUGUUGGUGCUGCUCCUGCUGGUUCUCCUGGUGCUGCUCCUGUUGGUGCUCCCGGUGCUGCUCCAGUUUUAGCUUCUGGACCCGCUCCUGUUGGUGCUCCAGGUGCUGCCCCUGUUGCUUCUCCUCCUUCUUGGGCUACACCAGUUCUUGAGUUGCCUGGAUCAACUGAGAAACCUACACCUAAUGUCACCGUUGCUCAAGAUGGUAGUGGAAACUUCAAAACCAUCUCCGAAGCUUUGGCUGCUAUUCCAACAACAUACGAAGGAAGGUAUGUUGUUUAUGUUAAGGAAGGAGUCUACGAUGAGUUGGUGACUGUCACCAAGAAAAUGGUCAACCUUACCAUGUAUGGUGAUGGAGGUUCAAAGAGUAUCGUCACUGGCAACAAAAACUUCGUUGAUGGAGUCAGAACUUUCCAAACUGCCUCAUUUGUGGUACUUGGAGAUGGAUUCGUGGGAAGAGACAUGGGAUUCAGAAACACAGCCGGUGCCGAAAAGCAUCAAGCCGUGGCAGCCAGAAUCCAAGCAGAUCGUGCAGUGUUUGUGAGCUGUAACUUUGAAGGUUUCCAAGACACUCUAUACGCACAAACUCACAGACAAUUCUACCGUGACUGUAUCAUUUCCGGAACCAUCGAUUUCAUCUUUGGUGACGCUUCCGCAGUUUUCCAAAACUGCGAAAUGGUUAUCAGGAAGCCACUUGACAACCAACAAAACAUUGUUACUGCUCAAGGAAGAAUUGACAAACAAGAAAACACUGGAUUUGUCCUUCAAAAGUGUGUGAUUAAGGGUGAUGUUGCACUUCUUCCAACAACCAAGAACUACCUUGGAAGACCAUGGAAGGAAUAUUCAAGGACCAUCAUCAUGGAAACUGAAAUUGGAGCUUUGAUUCAACCUGAUGGUUGGUUACCUUGGGAGGGUGAUUUUGCACUAAACACAUUGUACUAUGGUGAGUUCAAUAACAAUGGUGCUGGUGCUAACACUAAUGCUAGGGUUAAGUGGAUUGGACGCAAAGAUAUUAAUAGGGAUGAGGCUAUUACUUAUACCGUGGAUCCUUUCUUACAAGGGUCAUGGAUCAAUGGUACUGGUGUUCCAGCUCAAUUGGGCUUGUACAAUUGAUAUGUAUCUUCUAAAUGUAGCACUUUGGUGUAUACAACUUGAGUUCACUGCUUGAAUCCAUUCAUAUUCAUAUUUAUUCUACAA
Messenger RNA from Cicer arietinum (chickpea), 2117 nucleotides. Its product is annotated as putative pectinesterase/pectinesterase inhibitor 45. Gene Ontology annotation, molecular function: pectinesterase activity; enzyme inhibitor activity. The record is from RefSeq and is a predicted model, not a curated record. Gene Ontology annotation, biological process: cell wall modification. Lineage: Eukaryota; Viridiplantae; Streptophyta; Magnoliopsida; Fabales; Fabaceae.